AUACACAGCUGCUUCACAAUUCCAGGAGAAGACGGUCCGACUAGACUUUUGCAGAGCUGUUCUAGCCUUCAGGUCGCAAUGAACCUUGACGCGAACUCGUGGUCGCAGCUCAAUGAUGAGUUGCAUAGCAUGGUCAAGAACUUCUCAGAUCUGGUGAAGGCGUCGCGCAUCCCCGAUGAGUACGCAGACGAGCUGUCAAGCUCGAAGGACACCAAAGGUGACCUGCAGGAGGUGCUGGCUGACAAGCUGCUGUUCUCCGCAUACAUGUGUCUGCACCACAUCAGCGAGCUGAAGAAGGCAGCGGCGCUGAGCGACCACACGACGCAGAUCGCCAACGCGCGCGCCGUGAAGGGCGCCAUGCAGCGCGCGGACGACACGGUCACGGGCCAGCUGGCGGGCAUCAAGGCCGAGGCGCAGGAGCUGCUGGGCCAGCUGGAGGAGAGCUACUACAGCAGCCGGCACAAGGGCCGCCCGACCGAGAGCGGCGUCAGCGAGCAGCUGCGCGAGCUGUGCAGCCUGGCGCUGGAAAGCGCUAGCCAUCGCAAGUGAGGAUGAGGCGGGCUUGACUCAGCAGUCCGCACCCGUGUU
Messenger RNA from Chlamydomonas reinhardtii, 588 nucleotides. RefSeq lists its product as uncharacterized. The record is from RefSeq and is a predicted model, not a curated record. Bases 79 to 549 code for a protein of 156 amino acids. NCBI's taxonomy places the organism in Eukaryota, Viridiplantae, Chlorophyta, Chlorophyceae, Chlamydomonadales, Chlamydomonadaceae. The transcript is spliced from 3 exons.